Molecule: messenger RNA, 1210 nt
Organism: Prunus avium (sweet cherry)
Lineage: Eukaryota; Viridiplantae; Streptophyta; Magnoliopsida; Rosales; Rosaceae
Source: RefSeq, a predicted model, not a curated record
ACCUAAAAAGAAAACACGCGAGUCGUCUUCCUCGCAGUGUCGCAGCCAAUUUUCAUACUCGCAAAAUUUCUUCAGGUUCAGAAGUGUCCAGAUCUGGCACGGCUCGCUCCGCCUGGCCACGCCUUGCAACACCUCCUUACGCCUUCCCCGCGCUAAACGUGCAACUCGUGAAACAGCCGACCGCCUCUGGCGAUUUCCUGCUGCCUCACUCCGACGCGCUCGCCGACGCGCACGAAGGCAUGCCUUUAAAAACACUGCCAGGGACCGAUUUCAAUGUUGCGGAGGCAAAGGAGCCCCAGAAUGCGAAACAAGAAGCUCAAUUCACAGACCCAGAUGUUGAGCGGCAAAUUUCUGCCAUUAGGGCUAUUCGUGAUGUUGAGACUGAACAUCUCCUGACUAAUUUGCGUUUGCUUCGCUCCUACUUCAACAAGGAACAGCAGCGAACCCCUCUAUUGCAAUAUUUUAAAGAGAACUUUCAAAACCUGUCGAAUGGAAGAAAUGGAGAAAAUGGACAAAUGGAAGUGCAAUGGAUUGAUAAAGAUGGCAAUGUAUCCAUGAAUGAUGGAAUGGAUUUACAUGAGACUCUUCUUCGCCUGUUGUCCAUUGCUUAUUCUGGUUGUUCAGCAGCAAUUCCAUCUCUUGGUGGCUUUGAGUUUUCUAGCAAAGCAGAUAAAACAAGCCUUCUGGGUGCUGAUAAUCUGCAGAUCAGCGACUUUGGUUUAGAGGAGCCAUUUGAUAGUCUGAUGCUAGGGAAGCAAGAUACUCUCCAAACUCCUGGGGUGAGUAGCCAGAGGCUGUCUAUUGGGAUGACACCGAAGACGCGAAGGCUCCCGAAGCCUGGAGAGAUGCUCUUAUCUGUCCAUGGCUCACCCCUUGGUGUGUACAAGGAAGACAACAUGGAAGCCAUACAUGAGUCGGAAGAGGGAUUACUGGCUUGAAAUGGCUCAAGUGGUCAAUCAGGAUUCACGACCGUGCAUUACUUGCCAAUCCAAGGUUUUUUAAUUUACUUCUAGCAUUGUGCUAACAAUCACUGCAGUGCCUGAAAAUGCUCUUGUAUCAUUGUGCUGACACCUUUGAGAUUGGAUUUAUGUGAAAUAUAUUCUAUCAUUUUCCUGUAUAUAAUUCAUACGUAAUUUUCGUCAUUUGUUUUAGUAAUUUCCCAAGAGAAUCGAACAUGAACGUUGAUUUAAGCCAGAGCAUAGUGAUAAAC